CAAAGACUAAAACUGUCAGGCUUUUAUUUUGCAAAAUUGAUGUUUUUGCGUCACCGGAAACAGGAAGUACUGGGCCCACAACAAGGACAGCAGCGGCUGCGUGGUUCACUGAACUGUCCAAACUGGCAUGGUGGGGCCGGCGGUGCUGAGGGCUCUCCGGACCCUGCGUCCCAGGACCCUGACCCCGGCUGUGUGUGCUGUGUCGGCCCCAGUAGUCUCCGUCCUGUCCCCCUUAUGUGUGUGGAGGAGCUCCCCUGUGCGGACACUGCAGCUGUGCUCCGCCUUAUGCGCCGGACAUAACAAGUGGUCAAAGGUGAAACACAUAAAAGGUCCCAAAGAUGAGGCGAGAGGAAGAAUGUUCACCAAGUUUGGGAUGAUGAUAAGGAUAGCCGUCAAAGAGGGUGGACCCAAUCCAGAUCUGAAUUUAAACUUAGCCCACAUACUGGAACAGUGCAGGGGCAAAAACAUGCCCAAAGCAUCCAUCGAAGCUGCAAUCAAGGGUGCGGAAAAGGCGAAACCAACGACCCAACACAUGUUCGAGGCUCGGGGACCCGGUGGUUGUCUGUUGCUCAUUGAGGUCCUCACUGACAACAACUCCCGCACCCACCAGGAAAUCAGACGGCUGCUUAACAAGAACGGGGGAAUGUUUGCAGAAGGCACUCGCCAUAAUUUCCACAGACGGGGCGUGGUGGUGGUGCCAGGUCAAAACAUCACGACGGAGCGAGCCCUGGAGCUGGCCAUCGAGGCAGGAGCUGAGGAUGUCCAAGACACGGAGGAUGAGGAGGAGCAGCCAAUCCUACAGUUUAUUUGUGACAUGACGGAACUGAAGAAGGUGCGAGCGGCACUGGAGGAGCUAGGAAUGAAGAUUACAUCGGCUGGGUUGGAGUUUCUUCCCCACAACUUCUCAUCCCUGGACCAGGAUCAGCUGGACAGCGCUUCAACGCUGAUAGAAGCCCUCGAUGACUGCCCAGAUGUAGUCCGAGUUUGGGAUAAUAUCCAAGCUCACAGCUGAGGAUCCCUUUUGGACACUUGUGGACACUGAACAUCUUAGAUGUGAAAUAUUUAAUUUGACCGAGAAAGGAUUGUGACGUCAGCAUAAAGGACAGACAUUGAAAAUAUAAAGGUGUUGAACAUUUUCAA
This is a messenger RNA of Sphaeramia orbicularis (orbiculate cardinalfish), 1140 nucleotides long. RefSeq names its product translational activator of mitochondrially encoded cytochrome c oxidase I (gene taco1). NCBI's taxonomy places the organism in Eukaryota, Metazoa, Chordata, Actinopteri, Kurtiformes, Apogonidae. Gene Ontology annotation, cellular component: mitochondrion. The record is from RefSeq and is a predicted model, not a curated record. The transcript has 6 exons. Bases 128 to 1012 code for a protein of 294 amino acids.